AUGGCUGCGAUAACGCCGUCACCCGCUGCGAAUGAUAUGAAAACCUCCAGCACCCCCGCAUCCCCCGUGGAGUCAACUACAUCACAACCCAUCGGUGCAAAGCGGAAACGAACCGCAGAGCCCAAGUUCUACGCGGUGAAAUUCGGAUUCCAGCCUGGAGUUUAUCAUACGUGGAAUGACUGUUUAACGCAAGUGACGGGCUUCAAGGGUGCUGUUUUCCAGUCGUUUCCUACUCUGGAUGAAGCAAAUGCCUUCCUCACUGGCACACAAACUGCUACGGGACCUGGGAACUCAUCCACGAGCACAAAAUUCUACGGUGUACAACGGGGACGAAAACCAGGUGUAUAUACCGACUGGGCAGUGACGCAGGAUCAAGUGCGGGGGUUCCGGGGACCUAAAUAUCGCAGGUUCGCGACUUGGGCUGAGGCAGAUGCCUAUGUUCGACAGGGACAACAGAUGCCGGAAGAGACAGAAAUUGCGCAAGACGUGGAGCAUAAGCCGAAUCUGUCCGGGAAGACGAAUCUACCUGGCGCUCCUGGCCUGACAUCGGAACGGCCAACCGAUGCCGAUGGGAAAGAGUAUCCGCCUGGAUUGGGGCCCGUGCCACCAGGUGCAGUUGACGGGUUUGACCCGAACAUCCUUCUUGAUCCUACAACGGGGAAAUUGAAAUAUAGAUCGCCACAUGAAAAAUUACCAACAAAGCAGCAACUGGGACGUCCGGGACCUUUAAAAAUAUACACCGACGGAAGCUCUUUGAGAAAUGGUUCCAUGGGAGCCAAGGCUGGUGUUGGAGUAUAUUUUGGUCCUGGCGAUGAGAGGAACGUAUCCGAGCCACUCAAAGGCAGCCGACAAACAAACCAACGAGCAGAACUGACGGCAAUCAUACGCGCAUUGGACAUUGCGCCACGGCACCGCGACGUCACUAUUUUCACAGACAGCAAGUACGCGAUCAACUGCGUGACGGUAUGGUUUGUGAAUUGGCAACGCAACAAAUGGAUGACGGCGCAGGAUAAGCCGGUCGAGAACAAAGAUUUAAUCCAAUCCAUCCUUCUCAAAAUUGAAGAGCGGACACUGCUGAAUGUCAAGACGUUGUUUGAAUGGGUCCGAGGACACAGUCGAGAUCCUGGAAAUGAGGCAGCCGACCGGCUGGCGGUGAAUGGAGCAAAGAAUGAGCCGCUGGCUUCGAAUGACAUUGCGACUCCUGAGCCUGAAGAUUACGGCGGUGGGAUUAGAGGUAGUGGUGGUGAUUAUGAUGACGACAUUGAUGAAGUUGGAGAGCGAACUGGGGGAGAUGACUGA
Histoplasma capsulatum G186AR is the source of this 1299-nucleotide messenger RNA. Its product is annotated as RNase H domain-containing protein. Bases 1 to 1299 code for a protein of 432 amino acids. The transcript is spliced from 3 exons. Gene Ontology annotation, molecular function: RNA-DNA hybrid ribonuclease activity; nucleic acid binding. NCBI's taxonomy places the organism in Eukaryota, Fungi, Ascomycota, Eurotiomycetes, Onygenales, Ajellomycetaceae. Gene Ontology annotation, biological process: DNA replication, removal of RNA primer. The record is from RefSeq and is a predicted model, not a curated record.